CCUCUUUUGGUUUUGUAUUUAGGAUAUGAAUUACACACAACCAAAGUAGUCAGAAACAGUGUGUAUAAAUGUCAUAAGUGAAAUCAGAAAUUGGUAUUGAGAAGAAGACAAAAAUGUUAAGGAUUUUGAGUAGAAGAGCAGUAUCAACUUCGGAAGAGCUUACUAGUAAUAUUCAACAAUGGCGGAUGCGACCAGGAACCGAUUCUCGCCCCGAUCCUUUUCGAAUUUUCCGGCGACUUCAAAAGGGUUUCUGCGUGGGCGUUCUCCCGGACGGAGUGGAUAGAAAUUCGGAAGCUUUUUCUAGUAACUCGAUCGCCAUGGAAGGGAUCUUAUCGGAGCUUCGUUCCCACAUCAAAAAGGUAUUGGCUGGAGGUGGAGAGGAGGCGGUGAAGAGGAACAGAAGUAGAAACAAGCUUUUGCCUAGAGAGAGGAUUGAUCGGCUUCUUGAUCCUGGUUCUUCCUUUUUGGAGCUCUCUCAGCUUGCAGGACACGAACUGUAUGAGGAGCCUUUACCUUCUGGCGGCAUAAUCACAGGGAUAGGACCAAUUCAUGGCCGUCUUUGUAUGUUCAUGGCAAAUGAUCCUACAGUAAAAGGGGGGACUUAUUAUCCCAUUACUAUCAAGAAACAUCUCAGGGCACAAGAGAUUGCUGCUCGGUGCAGACUCCCCUGCAUAUAUCUUGUUGACAGUGGCGGUGCUUAUCUUCCAAAACAGGCUGAGGUUUUCCCUGACAAGGAGAAUUUCGGAAGGGUUUUCUACAAUGAGUCGGUUAUGUCGUCUGAUGGAAUUCCACAGAUCGCCAUUGUUUUAGGCUCAUGCACUGCCGGCGGUGCCUAUAUACCUGCCAUGGCUGAUGAAAGUGUAAUGGUGAAAGGGAAUGGUACCAUAUUUUUGGCAGGACCUCCACUUGUCAAGGCUGCUACAGGAGAGGAAGUUUCAGCUGAGGAUUUAGGAGGCGCCACGGUUCACUGUACUGUGUCUGGUGUGUCGGAUUAUUUUGCUCAAGACGAGCUACAUGGACUCGCUAUUGGAAGAAACAUUGUCAAGAAUUUGCACAUGGCUGCAAAACAAGGGAUGGAAGGAACAUUUGGAAGCAAAAAUCUUGAAUACAAGGAACCGCUCUAUGACAUAAACGAGCUUCGCUCCAUUGCUCCAGUAGAUCACAAGCAGCAAUUUGAUGUCCGGUCUAUUAUAGCUCGGAUUGUUGAUGGGAGUGAAUUUGACGUCAAGAAACAAUACGGCACUACGCUUGUGACGGGGUUUGCUAGAAUAUACGGUCAGACAGUAGGAAUCAUCGGGAACAAUGGCAUACUGUUCAAUGAAUCUGCACUAAAAGGAGCUCACUUCAUUGAAUUAUGUUCUCAACGUAAAAUUCCUCUUGUUUUCCUCCAAAACAUCACAGGCUUUAUGGUGGGUUCAAGAGCUGAGGCCAAUGGCAUUGCAAAAUCUGGAGCGAAAAUGGUGAUGGCAGUAUCUUGUGCUAAGGUACCAAAGAUUACAAUUAUAACCGGUGCAAGCUUUGGUGCUGGAAACUAUGCGAUGUGUGGCCGUGCUUACAGUCCAGACUUCAUGUUCAUGUGGCCAAAUGCCAGGAUUGGCAUCAUGGGCGGCGCUCAGGCUGCGGGUGUUUUAACACAAAUCGAAAGGGCUACUAAGAAGAGGCAAGAAAUCAAGUGGACAGAGGAAGAGGAAGAAGCAUUCAAGAAGAAAACGGUGGAUGCAUACGAGAGAGAAGCAAAUCCUUACUUCUCCACGGCGAGGCUUUGGGAUGAUGGAGUGAUUGAUCCUUCUGAUACCAGAAAGGUUUUGGGACUUUGUCUCUCUGCUGCUUCAAACCGUCCUUUAGAAGAUACUCGAUUUGGUGUCUUUAGAAUGUAAACAGCUUUUCUUUUUAAACUAAUUAACCACUUUCAAAUAAAUGGAAAACUUUUCACAUA
Messenger RNA from Camelina sativa (false flax), 1936 nucleotides. RefSeq names its product methylcrotonoyl-CoA carboxylase beta chain, mitochondrial. NCBI's taxonomy places the organism in Eukaryota, Viridiplantae, Streptophyta, Magnoliopsida, Brassicales, Brassicaceae. Gene Ontology annotation, biological process: L-leucine catabolic process. Gene Ontology annotation, molecular function: methylcrotonoyl-CoA carboxylase activity. The record is from RefSeq and is a predicted model, not a curated record. Gene Ontology annotation, cellular component: methylcrotonoyl-CoA carboxylase complex; mitochondrion.